This is a messenger RNA of Neohortaea acidophila, 961 nucleotides long. Its product is annotated as glutathione S-transferase. The record is from RefSeq and is a predicted model, not a curated record. Bases 192 to 917 code for a protein of 241 amino acids. NCBI's taxonomy places the organism in Eukaryota, Fungi, Ascomycota, Dothideomycetes, Mycosphaerellales, Teratosphaeriaceae. The transcript is spliced from 4 exons.
AUCACGAGGUGGGGCGAGGUGACGAUGAGGGGCAAUCACACAAUACCUACUGCAGCAGGCACGACGCUUGCAAAUGCAUUUCCUAUCGGCCUUUCUUCUUAAUCUCCAUUCCCUUGCCCGUCUCUCUUGACUUCUCCCUUCGAACCUAUCGCCCUCCAUCAACCAAGACUGCACAAUACACGCCCAUCAUCAUGGCCCCCUUCUACAGUGACGAGACGCCCAACGAGGUCAAGAAUGCCAAAGGCUUCCACCUCCUCACCAUGAACACGCCCAAUGGCCAGGCUGUCCAGAUCUACCUCGAAGAACUGAAGGACCUCUAUGGCCUGGAGUGGACGACGUCGUUGGUCGACAUCUCCACCAACGACCAGAAGAAGGACUGGUUCCUCAGGCUGAAUCCCAAUGGCCGCAUCCCAACCCUCAUCGACAACACUAUCAGCCCGCCGUUCGCCGUCAUGGAGACAUCGGCCGAGCUGCUCUACCUCCUCAAGGCCGUCGACAAGAAGGACGCCUUUGGCUUCCAGGACGACCGUGAGCGGAGCGAAUGUCUGCAAUGGGUCUUCUUCUGGCACGGCAGCGGUGCACCCUACCAAGGAAACGUCAACUUCUUCUCGCGCGCCGAAGAGCAGGUCCCCUUCGCCAUCAACCGCUUCAAGAAGGAGACGCUGCGCGUCUUCGGCGUGCUGGAGCUGCAGCUCUCCGGCAAGCACACGGGGCAGGAGAAGGACUACCUCGCGGGCAAUGGGCGUGGCAAGUACAGCGUGGCCGACAUCAAGACGUGGGCGUGGGUGAAGGGAUGGAAGAACCGCUUCAGCGAGGAGGAGAUGCAGUUCCCCCACGUGCUCAAGUGGGUGGAUCGCAUUGCCGAGCGCCCGGCCGUGCAGCGAGGAAUCGGAGAUGCGUAUGCGCUCAAGAAGUGAGAUAGGACUCCAUCUUCCUUACCGAGGCCAUUACUGAUUCAUCA